Molecule: messenger RNA, 1315 nt
Organism: Scatophagus argus
Lineage: Eukaryota; Metazoa; Chordata; Actinopteri; Scatophagidae
Gene: synprb
Product: synaptoporin b
Exons: 5
Coding region: 249-1166 (305 amino acids)
Cellular component (GO): synaptic vesicle; synaptic vesicle membrane
Source: RefSeq, a predicted model, not a curated record
AUAACAGUAAACACCCUAUUCACACACAUUCACUCAAUUAUGGUAUUUAUGGUUUAUUGCAGUGUUUGAGAACAAAUGAAGAGGUACAGAAAAUCUUAGACUCCUCCCUGGGGAAGACAUCACUGUCAGCCCUCCCCUUUGCUGCAGAGAGUCGCACUCUUGUUCCUGUCUACAUCAGUGGCACUUCAACCUGAUGACAAAAGCUGUCGACACUGUGUGGACCUGGACUUGAGAGCUGUGAUUUUUAAAUGUGUAUGGUUAUAUUUGCUCCGAUUUUUGCCAUCUGUGCAUUUGCAACAUGUGGAGGAUACUAUGGUCACCUCCAGGUUAAAGUGGACUGUGCAGACAGGAGGCAGAGUAACCUCAGCAUCAACAUCGAUUUUGGCUAUCCCUUCAGAUUACAAGAAGUGCAUUUCAAGGCUCCCUUGUGUGAUGCAAAGAGAGAGGAGAUUCUUUUCCUGGAUGGCGACUUUUCCACAGCUGCUCAGUUCUUCCUCACUGUGGGUGUUUUUGCUUUCCUAUACUCUCUGCUGGCAACCAUUGUCUAUGUUUUCUACCAGAACAAGUACUUGAAGAACAACAGAGGUCCGCUUGUGGAUUUUCUUGUCACCAUCAUCUUCUCCUUAAUGUGGAUGGUCAGCAGUUGUUGUUGGGCCAAAAGUCUUUCUGAUAUCAAGACAGCCACAAACCCAACACAGGUGCUUCUGCUCAUCUCAGCCUGCAGAGCUCAGGAGAACAAAUGUACAGUUACCCAGGAGCCUCUCUGGGCCCGUCUUAAUACAUCUGCGGUUUUUGGUUUUGUAAACGUCAUCCUAUGGGUUGGAAAUAUCUGGUUUGUCUUCAAAGAAACAGGCUGGUACAAGACAGGUCAGAGAUAUCCAACCAGGAGUGCUUCAGGGAAACGUGCCAGUGAAAUGCGACAGCGGCUCUACAGCGAGAGCAGCUUCGACCAGCCAGAGGAGAGUUUUGGUCCACAGCAGUCCAGACAAGACAGUUUCAAUCAGUCAAGGGGGGGCUUUGGUCAGCAGAUCCAUAAACAGAGUAGCUUCAACCAGUCACAAGUAAGCUUGAGCUUACCACAUGCAUAUCUUGGCAAACCAGUCAUUUAUGACACAGAGAAUAAAGUGUCUUCCCAAGGCCCAAUGAUAUUUGUGAAUGAGAUGUGAUUUCCUGUACGAACAAACAAUAAACAGCAUGCAGACGUAAUUAUUAACUUAGCACUGAUGAUGUUCAUCAUGAUAUACAUAUUUACUUCCCCCCGAUAAACUUAUGUACACCUGUUGUACCUUGAAAUAAAAAAAAGUCAUUACUUAAU